CCAGCUCUUUCGUGAAACCCCUAGCUGUGUGAAUUCCCAGUCUCGGAUUGCCAGUAAUAUCUCGUCAUAACCUUUGCUUUUGUUUAAAAAGCAAUAUUUUUAAAGUAUGAAACUGGACUUUAGGCAGCAGAUUUUUUUUUUCGUUCCUAGACUUUUGAACUGAAAGCUAUGCAAUUCAACAACAGGUGUUAUGCUGUAAAGGCAAAAUAGGGAGUGGCUGAUACUGGCGAUCUGGUGGAAACAGCAUUGAUCAAAGUUUGUUUGAUUAUUGUUUGGUAUUACAAACAGCAAAUGUAACACUUUAAUGAAGCUGUGCGUGAUUUAAAAGUGAGUUCUCAAAAUAAGUAGUGUUGAAUGGAUUCUAGGAUACUGGAGAAGAUACAAGCUAGCAUAUGGAAUUACAGCAAGCUGCUUUGUCAGGUAGCCCUGGUCUUUGUGUUGCUGUUCAGCGCACAAUGCAGUUGUGAUGUGAAUGACUGCCACAGUGUGUGCGGAAACAACCAGGACUUUACUCGUGGGAAACUGUGUCUGAAGGAUUACUGUGAUGAUUCGGGAUGCAGAUAUGCAGAGGAAACUUAUGCUGCUGAUAUACUUGAUGUAUUGAAUAGCCCUACAGCCCCAUUUGCAUCAGGUAUUAGCAGUCAUAAUGUGACUCUUAAGUGGGGGCCGGCAAAUGACUCAGGUGUGCAGUAUGUUCCUCAGUGGACGUACUCAAACCAGCCAGGAGCCUGGAGGUCAACUGAGAGUGUGUGUGACUUCUCGUACACUGUGAGGAACCUCCUCCCUGGCACACAGUACCAGUUCAGAGUAGUUUGGAUAUUAACAUCCCAACUAAUGCUGUAUUCCCCACAAAGCGGCAUAUACACGACUACUGCUUAUGGAGUUCCUUCUAGUGCUCCUGUGUUCCAGAAUGUGGAGUGCUUGACCCCGGAGACUGUGGAAGUCAGCUGGUCUCCCCCUCCUUUCCCUGGAGGAUCAAUUGUUGGGUAUAAUUUAAAGCUCAGCAGCAUAAACCAGGAGUUACACCGGGCUGCAGGGAGCAAUGAACUCCAAAUGCUGCUUUACCCAACAACAGCCAACACUACUUACAGGUUGAAGGAAAGUCCAUACAUACUCGCUGCAGGGAAGGACGGCAUUUGGAAACACCAAGUUGAAAAAUUUGAUCCUGGAAUUUUAAUCUAUCCUGAUAUAAAACAAGCAACACAUAUUGACUGGUACAAUAGCACCAUCUUCUGGAGUGACUUAGCAGGACAUGUCCAUAUGAUGCCACCAGACUCUAAUGUUGUUCUGGUAUCUGGUAUACUUCAAGCCGGCUCUUUGGCUUUUGAUUGGUUGGGACAACAUUUGUAUUGGGCAGGCCUUGCAUCAAAAACGAUCUACAGAACCGCACUAACCUCCAUGCAAACAGAAGUGGUUGCUCAAGUCAGACAUCUGGUGAUAGAUUUUGUUGUUGAUUCUGUUAAUGCGUUUUUAUACUGGACUACCUCCCUUACUGUGGAAUGUGCAAGACUGAAUGGUGAAAAGCACCAAGUCUUCCAAGAACACCAUCUUUUUUCCAAUAAACAGGUAUUUGCUCUUGCAUCAGACCUGAAUCUAGGCCACUUGUACUGGUUAGUGCAGGAUGGCAUGUAUUUACACUUGUACAGAGUCAAUCUCCUGAGAGAGGGGUUUGUGGACACCAGUAUUACAGAGUUUGCAGCAUGGAGUUCUCUGCGAAUAUCCCGUCAUGGUUUACAAUUCUAUAGUGGGCGGUUGUUCUGGUUGGAUGGAAACAACACUCUUACUGUCCAGGAGGUAAACCAGAGCAGUAGUGUGCCUCUUUUUACAGCCACUCAACUGAGAGCAUUCACACUUGUUCACGUGUCAAUGAAACCUCUCCCAGAUGGAUAUGUCUCCACUCCUAUUGUAAUUCCACAAUCAGUACCAAUCUCAUCCAUUAGGAUUGAAGGGAAUUAUUCUAUCGCAAGGGUAGUCUGGAAUGCUUCCAGGAAUGUUGAAUAUGGCACUGUCUUCUAUUGCGUGGAAUCUGAAACUCUGCAGCUGCAUGAGAAUCGUUCAAACAAGCAUUGUCUGCCUCCUAAUGAGUUGUCAACACCAGCAUUUGAAGUUAAUGGUUUGCAACCUCACACCAAAUUUGAUAUAAGUAUUACACCAUAUACCUACUGGGGAAAAGGCCAGACAACAAUGACAAUAUUACAGACACCAACGGGAGUGACAUCAGCCCCCAGAAGGCCCAGAAUAUUUGUAUCUUCUCAUGAUAGUUUUGGGGAUGCCAAGGUUGUUCAAGUGGAAUUUCGAUGGGAUGUUCCUGAAUAUGAAAACGGUGUUAUUGUGAAAUACAGUGUUCACUAUUCUGUAUGGAACAACAGUAAUGCCAACAGAACACACAUGCAAUGGAAAUCAGUUAAUACCUCAAUAACAUCAUAUAAACUCAAUAGUGUGCCACAUGGUUUCAUGGUUCUGUUUCAGGUUGAAGCCUUUACCUCGGUUGGUCCAGGAGAGAUGUCAAGCACAUCUCAAGCUAACACUUCAGUCCUCAUACCUGUGCCAAGGAUUGUGAUUGCGACAGAGCACUUUAUUUCGCUGUUUGAUGUUGACCUCAAUAAGACUGUCCAGAAUGUUCCAGCCAGGGUAAACACAGCACUAAUGGCCUAUACAGCUGACAGUGGUAUGCUGUACUAUAUACAACACGACACACUUUUUGCUACAAAAAUAAUUGAUGGCUCAAAGUCCCAGGUCCUGAAAGAUAGCCAGCUCGUUAAAACAACAUGUAUGACCGUAGACUGGAUUGGAAGGCGUAUAUUUAUUGCACAGGACACAACAAUGAAUACAACUCUGCUGUUUGAAAUUGAUCUGGAGCUGAAAACUAUCAUGCUGAAAAAAGUUGUCAACCCAAGCAGUGCUGUAUUGGCACUUGCUGUGUAUCCCUUGCUGAGUCGUCUUUAUUGGAUUGAAAGGUCUGCUGCAGACACCAGAAUGGUUUACUACGAUUUCGCCAACAAAACUGUGCAUCAUGUUUUUAAAAGUCAGGUGGAAAGUAAUGGUACACGUUUGUCAAGCAACAGAAAUGAGUGCAACUGUACAGAGACCAAAACUGAGUUGGGUGCAGCAAUGGCUUUAGAUACAACAGGUCUACAAAGUGACACCAUCGUUUUCACUACUCAAACGGGUGAAAUCUGGAUGACAGACCUGGAAGGUUGUUCGUGCAAAAGAGUUAUUAGAGUCCCUUUGCAGUUGGGUGAAAUCCUUGGCAGAGUAACGGUUGAUAAGCAGUUUAUUUAUUGGACUACCUCUAUUGAAGAAAAUGUGACAAUCUAUCAAGCAGAAAAAGAAAAUGAAAACCAGAUGGCCUUAUUUACUGUGGCAAAACCUGUUUCUGUUUCUGCGUACAGCCCACUCCUGCAGCCUCUCCCAGAUAAGAAUUGUCUGAUACCAGCUGCAUACACAGAAAAACCCAGAAUACUGAAUGCUACAAACAGCAGUUUUUCUCUUGAGUUGCCUCCAUGCAGACCUCAGCUUCACUGUCAGGGUGUCUCUGUUCCAACACCGACCUACCUGUUGCACUAUGGGAAUCUGAAGGAUGGCAACAGCUCAUUCAGCUGCUCCCAGGGACUGCAGUGCACAGUGCUGGAGUUCCACCAAACUAUUGUCCAUCUUAAAGGGCUCCAGCCUUACUCAUUCUAUGUGAUACAAACAGCUGUGAAGAAUUACUACGGUGGCUUUCCAGAAUUCCUUGGAGAAGCUGAUGUUGGUAAAACACUAUAUGGAACACCUGAGAGUGUUGCAAACUUUACCAUCUCUGUGUUUUCGGACACUGCUGUCAAUAUAUCAUGGACUGAACCUUCUCAACCCAAUGGUCCUGUUGAGAAGAUUAGAUAUCAAGUCAUUAUUAACAUACUGGAGCAUUAUCCUCCAACACCACUGAUGAAAACUGAAUUUCCGCAACAGAGGCUAGCCUGGUCAGUCAGUUCUCUCAAAGGCGGAACAUCUAAUAAUUUUGUGGUUCUGUCUUUUCACCCUGAUGAGGACUGGUUUACUGCUAGUGUUCCUGUCCUUGCUACAACCUUUCAGUCUCCUUUGGAACCAUACAAUAUCAUACCCAGGAACACCAGUGUAAAACUGGAGUGGAGAGCCCCCAUUGACAACAACACAAGGAGCUUCACGUUUGAACUGAGUGAGAUACCGUCAAAGAGCAAGUGGUUUCAGCCAAAAACAACCGAUUGUAAUAAUGGAUCCAGUAACAUCUGUGAACUGUUUGGACUUGAUCCAAACAGGAUUUACUAUGUACGUGUUAAAGUGACUUAUAAAACUGAUGGAGUUGGAUUUUCACCAGCAAAAGAUUUCACAACAACUGCUGGCGUUCCCGGGAAGCCUGGAGCCCCCAGUCUCUGGAUGGAUGAGACGAUGAUAGGAUGGGAUAAGGCUGCAGACAAUGGAUGCAACAUCAUCUAUUACAUACUGGAGAGCAGGAAAUUGCAAACAGAAAGUCUUUUACUGAACCAGAGUGGCAGCGUGACCUGGGAGGUUGUGCACAAUGACUCGUGCAGCUCCAGUUUUUGCACCUGGAAGGUCAGAAACCUCCUGGGGACAUUUCAGUUCCGAGCAGCAGCAGCAAAUUUAGUGGGACUUGGGGAGUACAGUGAUGUCAGCAGGAGUAUAAUGUUGAAUGGUCAUACACCUAGCAAUGGAGCAUUCAUAGCUGUGACAGUGGUGAUUGCAGUGCUUAUUGUCCUGAUGGGUGUAUUUGGCUUUGGCUGGUAUCGAAGAAGGAAAAUAAAGCAGUCCCCAUCCAAUAGAUUGAUGGUUUACUUUAAACCGGAUGCAGAACUCGCUGAAAUCAGAGGACUGGCUUCAUCAGUUGGACUGGUUAAUGCCUGCUAUGCUAUAAGCUUCCUUCCAACUGAGAGUGGAAGAAACAGUUUGCCAGGGUUUCCACGGGAGAGGCUGAGGCUGUGCUGCCUCCUGGGGAGUGGGGCAUUCGGUGAGGUUUACGAGGGGGUUGCUCUUGACAUCUUGGGCAAAGGAAGUGGUGAAACCAAAGUAGCUGUGAAGACCCUGAAAAAUGUUGCUACAGACCAUGAAAAAGCUGAAUUCCUAAAGGAGGCACACUUGAUGAGCCAGUUUGAUCAUCCUCACAUCCUAAAGUUGCUUGGCGUCUGUCUGAUGAAUGAACCCCACUUCAUCAUUCUGGAACUGAUGAAGGGAGGGGAUCUGCGCACUUACCUAAGAGAGGCCCGAGCAACCAGGAAGCGAGGGUCUUUGCUCAGUAUUUUAGACCUUCUUGAUGUAUGUGUCGAUGUCUCUAAGGGCUGUGCCUACUUGGAGAAAAUGCACUUUGUUCACAGGGACUUGGCAGCUAGAAACUGCCUGGUGUCUGUAAAAGAGUAUGGUACUCCUGAAAGGUUAGUGAAGAUUGGGGACUUUGGAUUGGCAAGAGAUAUCUACAAAAAUGAUUACUACAGGAAAAGAGGGGAGGGGCUCCUUCCGGUCCGUUGGAUGGCACCUGAGAGUCUAAUUGAUGGGGUCUUCACCAAGUACUCUGAUGUGUGGUCUUUUGGGGUUCUGCUGUGGGAGAUUAUAACUUUAGGAGAGCAGCCAUACCCAGCAUAUUCAAACCUUGAAGUUUUGCACUUAGUACGGUCUGGAGGAAGACUGCCGUCCCCUACCAACUGCCCAGAUGACAUAUAUGACUUGAUGCAAAAAUGCUGGCACAAAGAGCCCAGCAUGAGACCAAGCUUUCAGUACAUUCAGGACCGCGUGGAACAGCUGAGGAAGUCGCCACUGAGCUGCAGCCACAGCUACGAUGAUAGCAUCUUCCCCAGUGGGGUCAUAAAUCAUGCCUUCGAAGAUGCAGAAGACGACUGUAUUGAAGUGGACAGAGAUGGCGUUCCAAUGGCAGGUUUAACUCCAACCCAGAACAACGAAGGACUAAACUACCUGAUGUUUCAACCAGAAAACGCUGAAUCUGAAGAGAGGAACGAGCAGAAGUCUCUGUGUUUUGUUUCAACACCAGAUUCCCAAAUGAAAGCUUGUAAGGAACCUAAUGUAGAAACUUCUAAUUGCUGUGAUGAAUUUGCAACCUCAGAGAACACAGUUCUAAACUAUGCCUCCAUUACUGUGCCAAGUGAAGGCGAGUCAGUAUCAUGCUGACCUAGUAUUAAACAGGCCCAUCUCCUUUAAUAGUCUUUUACACAGCAGGACUCAGUCUAGAGACCGACUGACCAUUUAAAUUUGUUCUUUUCUAUACAUUUACCCAUUUGACUGAAAAAGGUAAACAGUAAACUCUGAUGUUGAUUAUGUACAAUGCAUUGCCUCAGCAAGAUAGGUUUUGCUACUGGACUAGCUAAUUGAAGGAACAACAAAAUAAUAUUGCAAGUAUAUGGAAAGCUAUAAAGCGGUAUAUAGUUCAAUAUGUUAACGUAACAUUAUUCAACAGGUUUCAUUUGACUUUAUGAAGCAAAAUUAGAUAAUUCUAUAGGUUGCUGCACAAGUUUUGGACAUCACUGUGUAGCCUAAUACUAAACUCCUGAUAAGCAGUCAUAAAAUAGAAAUUAAACUACCCCACAGCUUUAACUAUAUGCUAUUAUUAACAACUGUAUGACAGUUGCUUCUCUCCUUCUGUGCCUGUAUGUGUUACCAUGGAAAUAGAGCAUUGAAAAAAAAAAUCCUUGUGUGAUACUACAUUCCCUCAGAUAACGUAAAGUGAGAAAAAAAGACAAUAUGAGACUCUUACAAUUCCCAGGGAAAAUCCAAGUUUUCACUAGUCGUGUAUGGACAUUUAAAAAAAGAAUACUGUAUAAGUUUUCACUGUUUGCACAGUUCCAUAUAAAACGUUUCUAUAAUGUUGUGGUUGAGAAGUGUAAGUACCACUGUGAAACUGAUGGUGACAAUAAAUUAUUAUUAGUUGACUUAAAUCCAAGAAAAUAUAUUAAAUAACCUUUUGCAGCCCAUUUUUAAGCUUUUAAUUGGCGAUAUAUUCUUACUGUUUAAUAUAGUGUGUAUGUUUAUGUUCUAUCAGAAGUGGAUUAUUGACCCUUACGUUAACAUCACAAAAGACAAGAUUGAGGUGAUACAACCCCCACAUUAAAUUAAUAUAAAAAUAUACUGUUACCGGCUAGUGUAAACAGUUGGGCAGUAAUAUGAAUACAUUAACAG
Messenger RNA from Polyodon spathula (Mississippi paddlefish), 7155 nucleotides. RefSeq names its product proto-oncogene tyrosine-protein kinase ROS-like. Gene Ontology annotation, cellular component: membrane; signaling receptor complex. NCBI's taxonomy places the organism in Eukaryota, Metazoa, Chordata, Actinopteri, Acipenseriformes, Polyodontidae. Gene Ontology annotation, biological process: regulation of TOR signaling; positive regulation of kinase activity; multicellular organism development. The record is from RefSeq and is a predicted model, not a curated record. Gene Ontology annotation, molecular function: protein binding; ATP binding; transmembrane receptor protein tyrosine kinase activity. The transcript has 36 exons. The coding region runs from base 355 to 6150 and encodes 1931 amino acids.